AAAGCACCGUGAGAGUACAAAGUGAGGCCGCGCCCCGCAGCUGACUUUGGUGACCAACAUCUUAUUGCAUUUCUUCUCCAUCCUUACUUCACUCCCAGAACGAGAUUGAACUAGUCUUUCACCAAGCAACGAGGAAGAUCCGUACAACGAUGCCAGUCAAAAAAGCGAAAGAUGCUGCGAAAGCAAGUUCGGGCGCCCUCACCAUCACGGCCCAGCAAAGCCGCUUCCACACGGAGAUGGAUGAAGACAACAAUCUCAAAGAAAUCGUAGUAAAAGACCUGAACAUGUCCAUUGGCAACCGAGAAUUGCUCGCACACGCUUCAUUCAGUCUACAACGAGGUCGACACUACGUUCUCCACGGCAAGAAUGGCAUCGGCAAGUCGAAACUUCUACGAGCUAUUGCAACGGAUCAGAUACCAAGCAUACCGCGAGGCGUCAAAGUCCUGCUGCUAGGCCAGACGGAGUCGAAUUUCGAAGACGAGGUCGCAAAGCUGGAUGUCUCUACCGAGUCGGCCGGGCCGACGGUCUUGGAGUAUGUAUUGCGGAGCGACAAGGAUCGAGAGAGGUUGAUGGAGGAAUCGGAGACGCUGUCGACGGCGAUUGAGGCUGCUACUACUAAUCCAAUGGCGGGCGUGAGGGCUUAUCGGAAAGUUUCGCUAGGCAGAUUGCAGAGGGAGACGGAUCAGGCGAGGCAGAUUGCGUUGUUGAGGAGUGGAGGGCGAGGUGCUCAGUGGAGAAAAGUGCUGCUCAAGCUCGAAGAGGAUCUCAGCAUAGCUGAAGAGAAUCUUGAGGCAGAAGUAGGUCCUGCAGAGAUGGCUGAUGAAAGUCAGAAAGCCGCCGAGAUGCUGGGCCACGUGCAGACGUCGUUGGAGUUGAUGGACGCUGCAGCAUCAGAAGCAAAAGCUCGCGCAGUCCUGCUUGGCCUGGGAUUCUCCCAAGAAAGCCUCGAUCAACCACGCUCACAACUUUCCGGCGGCUGGCGUACAAGAUGCAGUCUUGCCUGCGCUCUAUGCCAGUCCGCCGACCUCCUACUCCUCGACGAGCCCACCAACUUCCUCGACCUACCCUCCAUCAUCUGGCUCGAAAGCUACAUUCAAGAACUCACACCAACCACGACCGUCCUAGUCGUUACCCAUGACCGAGCGUUCGGCGACUCCAUAGCAGAGGAGCUCCUCGUGCUCCGCAACCAAACCCUCGAACGCUUCCGAGGCAAUCUUUCCUCCUACGAGACUGAACGUCUAAAGUCGUAUCUAUACUUCUCCCGCAUGCAGAGUGCACUAGACAAGCAGAAGAAGCACCAGCAGUCCGCCAUCGAUAACAACAUCCAAGCGGCCAAAAAGUCCGGCGACGAUAAGAAGCUCAAACAAGCCGCUUCUCGAAAGAAGAAACUCGAUGACAAGAUGGGUCUGCAAGUCUCUGCCAAAGGCACCCGCUUCAAGCUCAAUCGAGAUCUUGCAGGUUAUCACCUCACCUCGCGAGACGAGAUUCCUGUCCCGGAAUUUGAUCCGCCCGCAACGAUGGUCAUCGCCAAGGAGCCUGUUGAUCUGCGAUUUCCGGGUAGUCUGGUGAGCUUCGAGAAGGUCUGCUUUUCAUAUCCGGCGGCUCCGAAGCGGAAGGCGACCCAGAUCUUGACGGAUAUCGACUUGACGAUUCAGAUGGGCGACCGCAUUGGGAUCGCGGGUCUCAAUGGAUCGGGAAAGUCGACACUCGUAAGUCUUGCCAUGGGUGUCGAGUCGGGUACGGGAAAGGUCGUUCUGCCCACAUCAGGCACUGUCGCUCGCCAUACCCGAGCGAAGAUCGGACUAUAUUCGCAGCAAUCUGCGGAAGAGAUGGAGAAGAUCGCAGCGGCAGAUCCGACGGCUACUGCUCUUUCGCACAUCGCCGCAUUUCUCGGGCCUGAGACAGUCGAGAAGGAUGCCCGUGCUCUUCUCUCCGGUGUUGGAUUGGCAGGCAAGAUUGCAUCGGACGUUCCGAUUGCGCUUCUCUCAGGUGGUCAGCGAGUACGCCUGGCAUUGGCGAAAGUCCUGGCCAAUCCGCCACAUGUCCUCAUCCUCGAUGAGGUGACAACGCAUCUGGACACAGACACGAUUCAAGCUUUGAUCAUAGCGCUGAAGACGUACGAAGGUGCGCUGCUUGUGGUGACGCACGACCGGUUCUUCAUGAGAUGUGUUGUGGAAGGCGAGUCGAUGAAGAAGUUUGCGGCGGUUUCGAGGCCGGAGGAUUUGGAGGAUGAUGGUGCGUCCACGGAGGAUAGUGAGAGUGAGGAUGGGGAUUUUGGAAAGAGGACGAGGGUGGUGUUUCGGCUGACGAAGGGCAAGCUGAGGAAGUUGGAGAGAGGGAUGGAGCAGUAUGAGGAGAUUGCCGCGAGGUCGGCGACGAAGUUGGGGAAGGUCUGAUUAGUUGAUC
Messenger RNA from Zymoseptoria tritici IPO323, 2406 nucleotides. RefSeq names its product ABC transporter domain-containing protein. The coding region runs from base 150 to 2396 and encodes 748 amino acids. Lineage: Eukaryota; Fungi; Ascomycota; Dothideomycetes; Mycosphaerellales; Mycosphaerellaceae. Gene Ontology annotation, molecular function: ATP hydrolysis activity; ATP binding. The transcript has 3 exons. The record is from RefSeq and is a predicted model, not a curated record.